UGCCUUGAAAAGUUAACAAAGGCUUGAGUCUCAGUUACCCAUGCCAUAAUGGUUGCCUAGUCUCACUGAUUUAUUCAGUCAUUCAGUCAUACAGAAGGGAAGAACACCUUUCGUAAUACAAGAAGUAUCACACAAUGGCGCCUGUUUUGAGAAAGAGACCUUUGAAGCGACCAACGCCUGCUCGAGGCACUCGAAACGUAUACGAGAACUGUUUGGCUUCGGAUCCGUCGACUUUUACCGUCCGGGGUGGCGCUCAUUUUCCCUCGCAGAAUGCUAAUGGGGAAGAUAAUAUUCCUAGAUCGAGUUCACAGCAACAGGGAAAUUCAUAUGGGCGAUAUAUGGCCGAAAUAAACGAAAUUUCCAAUAUCGGCGUGUCGAAUCGUGACGAGAUUAUGAAUGCGCUUGGAGCAAAAACGACCAAGGAGAAAGGCGUUAAGAAAGUUUCGAAGAAGCCUAAAAAAGCUAAAAAGAAGAAGCCGUUGAAGUCUUUGAAAGCAAAGGCCAAAAAGCCGAAAGUUCAGAACAAAUCUACUUAUGCUAAUUUUCCGGAGGAACCCUUUGAACUUCCUGAAAGUAGCAAUAAUAUGGAGCCAAUGCAGCAGGAUAACGUUGGUCAGAUCCAGGAUUCGACGAUCCAGAAUUCGACGAACAAGGAUUCGAUUGGUGUUCCAGAGCAGAGCUCGGAGUCAAAUGAAAAAAAGGGCGGUUUCAUAGGUUUCGUAAAGGGUUUAUUUUAUUAAUUGGUUAGUUUUCAAAUUGUAAAAAUUCAAAAAUUAAUAAUGUUUAAUAACUUGUCGGAAUAAAAGAAAACAAGUAUUUCA
Drosophila elegans is the source of this 821-nucleotide messenger RNA. RefSeq lists its product as uncharacterized. NCBI's taxonomy places the organism in Eukaryota, Metazoa, Arthropoda, Insecta, Diptera, Drosophilidae. The transcript is spliced from 3 exons. The record is from RefSeq and is a predicted model, not a curated record. The coding region runs from base 135 to 740 and encodes 201 amino acids.